Molecule: messenger RNA, 1789 nt
Organism: Strongylocentrotus purpuratus (purple sea urchin)
Lineage: Eukaryota; Metazoa; Echinodermata; Echinoidea; Camarodonta; Strongylocentrotidae
Exons: 5
Coding region: 132-1058 (308 amino acids)
Source: RefSeq, a predicted model, not a curated record
GAAUAUUUCGCAGAAAAGUGAAACGCAGUGAUACGACGAUCUUCACAAACUUGAUAUCGCUCAACUCAACAGCAGACCAGAAGCUGGUUAUUUUCUGACGGUCGACGGUCUACGGUUCAUUUAUAGACAUCAUGGCAGCAUUUCACUUGCUUUUCUGCUUAUUUUCUCCGCUUCUGUUCUCUGUUGUAUCACCAUCUACCCUAGCAUCUGUAACAAUUUCUCCAGAUGAGACUGGAGAGCCGAAUUUAGAGGAUUUGGUGACAGAUUUUCGCAAGGAGUUGGCUGAUUUGAAGGAAAUUAUCGCAUUGCUUCAGAACCGCAUCAUUAAGCCCGAGGAUGGAUCCGAAACUGGGAGACAACAGCAUGCUCAAGACGUACGUGAUUUUGUUGCGAAAUAUUUGCUCCAAAACAGACGUAGCGCCCUCUCCUUGACCAACAGUUCUGCAGCUUCGUCCGAAGACCUGAACAGUUAUCUCCUCACAUAUCAUACGAACCCACCAUCUGGUGGCGCGGUCUAUACGCACUGGGGAAGAGACGACUGUGUCAAUGGAUCCGAACUGGUCUAUACAGGUAUGGCAACGGGUGCCCACUACGCUCACACCGGCGGUGGUGUCAAUUAUCUUUGCCUCCCCCACGAGCCCAUCUACAGUGACAUUGAGACAAGUGCCCACGGGAGUAGAUCCCUGCUUUACUCUGCUGAAUACGAAACAAGCACGGCUCCACACCUGCAGAGCCUCCACGACCAAACACCAUCAUGUGCUGUCUGCCGUGCCCCACCAAACCGCCCCACGAAGCUCUUGUUUCCCGGUCGUAACGAAUGCCCAUCUUCAAAAUGGCGUCUGGAAUACAAGGGGUAUCUCAUGUCGAGUUGUUACACGCAUAAGACCAGGACCGAUUUCGUCUGCAUGGACGAGGAUGGCGAGGCAGUUCCUGGAACGACUGGCAGUCAGGAUGGGGCCCUUUUCUACAUGGUAGAAGCUCGGUGCUCUGCAGGAGGGAUACAGUGUGGCCCAUAUGUGAACGGCUAUGAGCUCACAUGUGCUGUGUGUACCAUUUAAACUAUUCGUCUUAAAUAUGCAACUACAAUAAUAUUUGCUCCUGAUGAUGCAAAGAAAACUGGAACACGCACGAUCAUUAUAGUUUCUAGUCGCAAUACUAUCAACAUUUAAUCGAACCUAUAUUGAAAAUGUAAUAGAACAAAGCGGCAGCCGGAGCAUGUGCGUGCGCGCGUGUGUGUGUGUGUUUAUGUAGUUCCUAAUUGACUUUAUAGAUCUCUAUCAAUAUUCGUUAACCACGCUCUUAAUAAAAAUAAUGUUGAAGUCUAAAACAUACUCCGGUCUAGCUUAUAGGUUAGUUAUACCCAAUCUGGAAUCAUUAACACUCAACUUCAUUAACAGCAGUGAAUAAAUUCUGAAUAUGACACAGGCUAUAUAGCGUGUAGCCUGAUAAUUCGUGAUACAUUUUUCACAAUGGCGUAGCUACAGGGGUUACGGGGGCAUGCAUGCCGCCCCCUCCACCCCCUCCCCCUCCUCUCCCCGGCCUCCCAUUGACUAGUGACAAGAAAAGAAUGAAAGGGAGAGAGAUCGAUCGAGAGGGGAAUGGCAACGAGAAAAUAAGACACAUAGACCAAGUUAUACAUUGACCCUCUAUUGAGUAGCCUCGUAAAUUCGCAUUUGUCAGUACGACCUGUUUUUGUUGUUAAUCAUUUUUGAUUUAUCCUUUAAUUCUUUUACUCUUUGUACAUUCAACUUACCAUGCCUUCUUUGGAAAUAAAAUGAAUUGAAUUGAA